Molecule: messenger RNA, 1373 nt
Organism: Nematolebias whitei (Rio pearlfish)
Lineage: Eukaryota; Metazoa; Chordata; Actinopteri; Cyprinodontiformes; Rivulidae
Product: tropomyosin alpha-1 chain
Exons: 8
Coding region: 229-975 (248 amino acids)
Biological process (GO): actin filament organization; cardiac muscle contraction
Cellular component (GO): actin filament
Molecular function (GO): actin filament binding
Source: RefSeq, a predicted model, not a curated record
AUGUUCGGGUUAAAGCGAAACAUUUCGUGGUUUCAGAUUGAAUGUUGUUACUUCCGGUCUGGGUGGCACGGCCCAAUCCUCAUCAGCGGCUGAUUAAAGGCGGUGGGGGCAGGGAUCAAAGGAGCCGCAUCCCCACGAGUCUGUCUGUGUCUCGGCUGAGGUAGCCUGCACAGAGCUGAGACGAGACGGUAGUUAAAAAAAUAAAUAAAAUAAAAAAAGAGGGGAAACAUGGCCGGUGGGAGCUCUCUGGAAGCCGUGAAGAAGAAAAUCAAGUCGCUGCAGGGGCAGGCCGAUGCGGCGGAGGAGCGCGCGACGUUAUUACAGCGGGAACUGAACCAGGAGAGGAGUGCGAGGGAAGCAGCUGAGGGUGACGUAGCCUCCCUGAACAGACGGAUCCAGCUGGUUGAGGAGGAGCUGGACCGGGCUCAGGAACGUCUGGCCACAGCUCUGUCCAAGUUGGAGGAGGCUGAGAAGGCUGCUGAUGAGAGCGAGAGAGGUAUGAAGGUCAUUGAGAACAGAGCGAUGAAGGAUGAGGAGAAGAUGGAGCUGCAGGAGAUCCAGCUGAAAGAGGCCAAACACAUUGCUGAGGAGGCUGACCGCAAAUAUGAGGAGGUGGCCCGUAAGCUUGUGAUCAUCGAGAGUGACCUGGAACGUACAGAGGAGCGUGCCGAGCUGUCCGAGAGCAAAUGCUCCGAGCUGGAGGAGGAGCUCAAAACGGUGCAGAACAACCUGAAGUCUCUGGAGGCUCAGGCAGAAAAGUACUCACAGAAGGAGGACAAGUAUGAGGAGGAGAUCAAGGUUCUUACAGACAAGCUGAAGGAGGCUGAGACUCGUGCUGAAUUCGCUGAGAGAUCAGUCGCCAAGCUUGAAAAGACCAUUGAUGACCUGGAAGAUAAACUCACAAGUUCUAAUGCAGAGGGCCUGAGAUUACAGCAGAUGAUGGAUCGGACACUUCUGGAGAUGGUUGGUCUUUGAUCCAGCUCUGUUCCUCCUCCCCACGGCUACACGGUCAAAAGGCUGGCUCCCACAGAAGGCUGCUACAGAUUGCAGUGGAGUCUGCAUUUGUCCCUCUGUCACAUGAAGACCCAAGUUGUACACAAAGUAGCAGACAGCUUUGAGGUAAACCUCAGCUUCAGUGUUUAAAUGGGCACGCUGCAUUCCAAGGUCAGCUAAGUCACCUUAACGUUUACAUGUACAUGCUGGGACUUUGCAUUUUUGGUGGGAAGUUUGUGAUCAAUAUGAAGGAAGCCAUAACUGAAGCCAAGUUUAUUUUAAUGGAACUUUUAUUACCCGUACUUUUUGUUAGGUCACUUGUGCGUUUGUUUCAUUUGUGUUUCAUGAAACACAUGAUGCCAGUUUGUUCCUCCAAAUCA